AUGGCGGACAGCGACGAUGCGAAUGAGGUGCCUGUGCCUCGGGACAUUGACAAAUUGCAGGACGAACUGGCGCGCCACCUUAUCGGCAUGGAGCCAAGCCACGCAGAUAUCAUCCGCGCCGCGCCCGCGCACAUGGCCUUCCGCUGCUUUGCGCAGGCUUUGCGCGGUGGACACGGGCAGGAUCUUCACCGGUGCAGCUACCCCAGCAGGAGAGUUGGAGCAUUCUGGAGCCAUAGCUGGCAUGGAAGCCGGUGGCAGAAGAUCAUGACCCUCUUCUUCCUGUACAACUCGCGUGCAGCGGCCAUCACCUCCCUUCUGGGAGUGACGUUGGUGGCCAUUUUCUUCGGCGCAGGGGUGCUGCCUGGAAUGGAGAAUCCGUGGGCGAACUAUUCAAGUUCGCGAGGCUUUUGGGUCUCUAUUGGCGGCUUCUUUAUCUACUGGCUGGCCAUGAUUUUCUGGCAGCCCAGCCAGCGCAUCUUCUUAGACGUGCUUUGCAUCGACCAGAACGAUCAGAGGCGCAAGGCCCUGGGCAUCUUUAACAUGGGCGCUUUCUUGAAGCGCUCCGAUUCGCUGCUGGUACUCUGGGAUCCCAGCUACACCUCCCGCUUGUGGUGCAUUUUCGAGCUGGCCGCCUUUCUGCGCAGCCAGAGCAAUCCGAAGCUCAUCAUUCGGCCGACGAUUUUGGGACCCUGCUACCUUCUGCUUUCGCUCGCUCUCGCCGUGCUUGUGAACAGUUUUGGUGCUUUGCCAGAUGUGCAUGGGACCUAUGACGUGGUGCUGGUGCAGGGGUGCAUUCUCGGAGUCGGUUUCUACCCAAUCGUGGCAUCCUUCCGGGAGUACUUCCGGUCCAUUGACACACUGCAGAGCAGUCUCGCGCACCUCAGCUUGCAGGACACGACGUGCCACUGCUGCCAAAUGAAUCAUGUGUCAUCUCGAGGGACACCAAUGGUCUGCGAUCGCCAAGUGGUUCUCAAGUGCAUCUGUGCAUGGUUUGGAAGUGAGGACAAUUUUACCGCGGUGGUCCGCCGUGACGUCUUGGAUUGCCUCAUGCAACAGCUGUGCAACGAGUUCCUAAGCUACUGGCAGCUGAUAACCGCUAUGGUUCCCAUGUUUUUCGCUUUCAUCGACGCGGCUUCAGCUGAGUGGCACUAUGUGGGAAGGUACCACCAUGCCAUCGGCCGGGAGCUGCUAAGAGGCGUAGCUUGGUGGCUCGGUAUAGCCCCCACGAUCCUCUUGAUUAGUCUGCGGGUCGCCUACUUUCUCAGAAAAAGGCGGAGGUGUGACUUCUUGCUGAACGUUCUCGUCCUCGUGUGCAUUCUGGCCAUGUGGCUGGCGGGGGUUCGUAUAGACAACGAGUAUUUGAGAAUACAUCGCAGCCUCGGAGGCAUCCACAAAAUCGAAGCCAUGGCGGCAUUGGCCGCAACAUUUUUGCCCCUUGCGGGUCUUCUUUUCUACUUUCUCGGCUCGCAUCCCCGGUACAGAGUUCGGCCGAAAACUUCGGGCUGCGCAGCCCCUUCCCCUGACGUGCAUGAACUGCACACGCAGGACAAAGACAGCGAAGCUGAUGUCGCCCCCCCAUGCUGA
This is a messenger RNA of Symbiodinium natans, 1584 nucleotides long. NCBI's taxonomy places the organism in Eukaryota, Dinophyceae, Suessiales, Symbiodiniaceae. The record is from the annotation of a GenBank genome assembly.